Molecule: messenger RNA, 1582 nt
Organism: Aaosphaeria arxii CBS 175.79
Lineage: Eukaryota; Fungi; Ascomycota; Dothideomycetes; Pleosporales
Product: putative high-affinity glucose transporter
Exons: 5
Coding region: 23-1582 (519 amino acids)
Biological process (GO): carbohydrate transport; transmembrane transport
Cellular component (GO): membrane
Molecular function (GO): carbohydrate:proton symporter activity
Source: RefSeq, a predicted model, not a curated record
CUCGAAUCAUCCCGCAAGCACAAUGUUGGCCUCAUUCAAGACAUCGCCUCUGUAUGAGGACCUCAACUGGCGCCUAGUGAUGAUAGGCCUGAUAUCAUCACUGGGUGCUAUGGGCUUUGGCUUUGACAACGGGUGGUGGGGAGGUGCUCUCGGCUUGGAACAGUUCAAAAGAAAGUAUGGAGCGUACGACCCGAAGCUCGAGAAAUGGGCUAUACCAGCAUACAAGACUUCGGUCGGGACAGGUACAGGAUCGGCUGGUAUCAUCCUCGGUUGUAUCAUAGCCCCGUUCGCUACAUCGAUCCUGGGUCGCAAGAAGUCCUUCCUCGUCAUGUCGUCCUUAAUGAUCGUCGGUAUCGUCUUGGAGACGAGUGCUAUCACCUCGUUCUGGCAGCUUGUCGUCGGCAGAAUUCUUGUCUAUUCGGGUAUCGGACUGGCAACUAAUGUCGUUCCCAUGUACUUGAGUGAAUGCUCUCCUCCACGAGUUAGGGGAGCUUUUCUUGCACUCUACAGUUUCUUCAAUUCCUUGGGGGUAUUCUUGUCGACUCUAACAGUAUAUCUAUCCCGCAACAGGACAGAUCAAUGGCAAUAUUUAAUCGUUAUUAUGUGCCAAUUGUUCGUUCCUCUCGGCUACAUCGCGUUGUACGUUUUCUUACCCGAGUCUCCGCGCUACCUCGUCUAUCGCGGGAAGUAUUCAGAAGCCGAAGAAGUCAUGAAAAUGCUGUCCAAUCGACCCGAAACGAUCCGAGAAGAAGUGGAAUUGCUCAAAUUGCAAGUUGAGGAGCAACGGGAGUAUCACAAAGCAACAUCGAUACUCGAUUGUUUCAGAACAUCCAACUUGCGUCGAACUAUCAUCGCCAUGGGUGUCCAAAUUCUACAACAAGCCCAAGGCGUAUCAUUCAUUCAGAACUUCAUCGUUGUCUUCAUGCAGCAGCUAGGAUUCUCUGACUCUCUACGAACGAACGUCCUUGUUACUGGCUGCGGCUUUGCUGUUCACUUCGUCACAUUCCUCACAUUCGACAAGAUGGGUCGAAGGAACUCACUGAUCGUUGGCUCGGUUGGUAUGGCCGCUAUGAUGCUUGGUGUAGGCGGCGCGACGUCUUCUGGCAGUGUCAGUUCACUGUCUACAUCGAUACAAAAUGGCUGUGCUGCCAUGCUCAUCCUAUGGUACUCUAUCUACGGAUUCACUUGGGGACCAGGAUGUUGGAUCGUUGCCGCAGAAGUUGGUACUGGCCAAUUGAGGGAACGAACAUUGUUCUUAGCCUCUAUGGGUAGUUUCGUCACCUCUGUACCGAUCAACUUUGUCAAUCCAUACGUCCAGUCGGCUCUUGGUGGACAAGUCACAUUCAUCUAUGGCGCAUUCUCAGUCGUGGCCAUUCUUUUUGUCUUCUUUUUCGUACCGGAGACCAAGUAUCGAUCUUUGGAAGAAUUAGAUGAGAUGUUCCAGGAACGCGUAGCAACCAGGAAGUUCAAGAAACAUAUCUGUGUCGGGCUAGGCGCAGAGAUUACCCACUUAGAAGAGACACACGAUGCCGACAACAAGAAAAAAGUAGCAGCUAUUGAGCAAGAAGAGAGGAUGGAUUAA